AUGGAGAGCUGGCCGCCCGGGCUGCAGGAGCACCGGCGCGGGGCGUAGGCGGGCGAGAGGCGUGCGUGAGGCGGGCGCUCGGGCACGAGAAGUGUGCGGGCGCGGGAGCACUUUGCGAUAGGAUGAGGCUCUUGGCUGGCGCGCGGUAGUACUAUGAUUUGGUAUGUGGCCACUUUGAUAGCAAGUGUGAUCAGCACCCGAGGUCUUGCGGCUCAAGGUGCCCACGGCCUGCGAGAGGAGCCUGAGUUUGUGACCGCCCGAGCUGGCGAGGGCGUGGUCCUACGAUGCGACGUGAUCCACCCGGUGACGGGACAGCCUCCGCCCUAUGUGGUAGAGUGGUUCAAGUUCGGGGUCCCCAUCCCUAUCUUCAUCAAGUUUGGCUACUAUCCUCCCCAUGUGGACCCUGAGUAUGCAGGCCGGGCCAGUCUCCAUGACAAAGCAUCUCUGCGACUGGAGCAGGUCCGCUCGGAGGACCAGGGCUGGUACGAGUGUAAAGUGCUCAUGCUGGACCAGCAGUAUGACACCUUCCACAAUGGCAGCUGGGUCCACCUCACCAUCAACGCCCCUCCCACCUUUACGGAAACACCCCCCCAGUACAUCGAGGCCAAGGAGGGCGGCAGUAUCACCAUGACCUGCACAGCCUUUGGGAACCCCAAGCCCAUCGUCACCUGGCUCAAGGAGGGGACGCUCCUAGGUGCUAGUGGGAAGUACCAGGUGAGUGACGGCAGUCUGACGGUGACAUCGGUUAGUCGGGAGGACAGAGGUGCCUAUACCUGCCGAGCGUACAGUAUCCAGGGGGAGGCUGUCCACACGACCCACCUGCUUGUCCAAGGACCCCCGUUCAUCGUCUCCCCUCCCGAGAACAUCACCGUCAACAUAUCCCAGGACGCUCUGCUCACCUGCCGGGCAGAGGCCUACCCAGGCAACCUCACCUAUACCUGGUACUGGCAGGACGAGAACGUCUACUUCCAGAAUGACCUGAAGCUGAGGGUGCGGAUCCUGAUCGACGGGACCCUCAUCAUCUUCCGGGUGAAGCCAGAAGACGCGGGGAAGUACACCUGUGUCCCGAGCAACAGCCUGGGGCGCUCCCCCUCGGCCUCGGCCUACCUGACUGUGCAGUACCCAGCCCGUGUCCUCAACAUGCCCCCUGUCAUUUACGUCCCCGUGGGAAUCCACGGCUAUAUCCGCUGCCCUGUGGACGCAGAGCCGCCGGCCACCGUGGUCAAGUGGAACAAGGACGGCCGCCCCCUGCAGGUCGAGAAGAACCUGGGUUGGACUCUGAUGGAGGAUGGCUCAAUUCGAAUCGAGGAGGCCACAGAGGAGGCUCUUGGCACUUACACCUGUGUGCCUUACAACACCCUGGGGACCAUGGGCCAGUCUGCCCCUGCGAGGCUCGUCCUGAAGGACCCCCCAUACUUCACGGUGCUACCAGGCUGGGAGUACAGGCAGGAGGCCGGCCGGGAGCUGCUCAUCCCCUGUGCAGCCGCCGGGGACCCCUUUCCUGUCAUCACCUGGAGGAAGGUAGGGAAGCCCAGCAGAAGCAAGCACAACGCCCUGCCCAGCGGGAGUCUCCAGUUUCGCGCCCUGAGCAAGGAGGACCACGGGGAGUGGGAAUGUGUCGCCACCAAUGUGGUCACGAGCAUCACUGCCAGCACCCACCUCACUGUCAUCGGCACCAGCCCCCAUGCCCCGGGCAGUGUCCGGGUCCAGGUUUCCAUGACAACUGCCAACGUGUCCUGGGAGCCAGGCUAUGAUGGAGGCUACGAGCAGACAUUCUCAGUUUGGAUGAAGCGGGCGCAGUUUGGGCCCCAUGACUGGUUAUCCUUGCCAGUGCCCCCGGGCCCCAGCUGGCUGCUGGUGGAUACCCUGGAGCCCGAGACAGCAUACCAGUUCAGCGUCCUGGCCCAGAACAAGCUGGGCACCAGCGCCUUCAGUGAGGUGGUCACUGUGAACACUUUAGCAUUCCCUAUCACAACUCCAGAACCCCUGGUGCUGGUUACCCCACCGAGGUGCCUCACAGCCAACAGGACCCAGCAGGGCGUGCUCCUGUCCUGGCUCCCGCCUGCCAACCACAGCUUCCCCAUCGACCGCUACGUCAUGGAGUUCCGCGUCGGGGAGCGCUGGGAGAUGCUGGACGAUGGCAUCCCAGGCACCGAUGGGGAUUUCUUUGCCAAGGAUCUGUCACAGGACACGUGGUACGAGUUCCGAGUUCUGGCCGUCAUGCAGGAUCUGAUCAGCGAACCCAGCAAUAUCGCCGGCGUCUCUAGCACAGACAUCUUCCCGCAGCCGGACCUGACUGAGGACGGGCUGGCUCGGCCCGUGUUGGCUGGAAUCGUAGCCACCAUCUGCUUCCUGGCAGCUGCCAUCCUGUUCAGCACCCUGGCCGCCUGCUUUGUCAACAAGCAGCGCAAGCGUAAGCUCAAGCGCAAAAAAGACCCUCCGCUCUCCAUCACUCACUGCAGGAAGAGCCUUGAAUCUCCCUUGUCCUCCGGCAAGGUGAGCCCUGAGAGCAUCCGCACUCUCCGAGCCCCAUCUGAGUCCUCUGAUGACCAGGGCCAGCCCGCAGCCAAGAGGAUGCUGAGCCCCACCCGGGAGAAGGAGCUGUCGCUGUACAAGAAGACCAAGAGAGCCAUCAGCAGCAGGAAAUACAGCGUGGCCAAGGCCGAGGCCGAAGCAGAGGCCACCACGCCCAUCGAGCUGAUCAGCCGAGGCCCCGACGGCCGCUUCGUGAUGGAUCCCUCUGAGAUGGAGCCUUCGCUGAAGAGCAGGCGCAUUGAGGGCUUCCCCUUUGCAGAAGAGACAGACAUGUACCCCGAGUUCCGCCAGUCAGACGAGGAGAACGAGGACCCGCUGGUGCCUGCCUCCGUGGCUGCCCUGAAGCCCCAGCUGACCCCUCUGUCAUCCAGCCAGGAGUCCUACCUGCCACCACCAGCAUACAGCCCUCGGUUCCAGCCACGCGGGCUGGAGGGCCGGCUGCAGGCCACAGGCCAGGCCAGGCCCCCGGCCCCCCGGCCCUUCCACCAUGGGCAGUAUUAUGGGUACCUCAGCAGCAGCAGCCCUGGGGAGGUGGAGCCGCCCCCCUUCUACAUGCCGGAGGUGGGCAGCCCCCUGAGCUCCGUCAUGUCCUCCCCACCCCUGCACACCGAGGGUCCCUUCGGCCACCCCACCAUCCCUGAAGAGAAUGGAGAGAACGCCUCCAACAGCACGCUGCCCUUGACUCAGACGCCUACAGGGGGGCGCUCCCCUGAGCCCUGGGGCCGGCCGGAAUUCCCCUUCGGGGGGCUAGAGACCCCGGCCAUGAUGUUCCCCCACCAGCUGCACCCCUGUGAUGUAGCCGAGAGUCUGCAGCCCAAGGCCUGCCUCCCCCGAGGACUGCCCCCCGCCUCCCUGCAGGUGCCCGCGGCCUACCCGGGCAUCCUGUCCCUGGAGGCCCCGAAGGGCUGGGCGGGCAAGUCACCUGGCAGGGCCCCUGCACCGGUGCCCCCCGCCGCCAAGUGGCAGGACAGACCUAUGCAACCUCUGGUGAGCCAAGGGCAGCUGAGACAUACCAGCCAAGGUAUGGGCAUACCCGUGUUGCCUUACCCCGAGCCGGCCGAGCCGGGGGGGCACGGCGGCCCCAGCACAUUUGGGGCCCCUCGGGGGUACGAGCCCCAGCCCCGGCCCCGGCCCAGCCCUCGGCAGGCCAGGCGGGCCGAGCCCAGUUUACAUCAAGUGGUGCUACAGCCUUCGCGGCUCUCACCUCUGACCCAAAGCCCCCUCAGCUCCCGCACCGGCUCCCCGGCACUUACGGCCCGUGCCCGGCCUCGCCCGGGCCUCCUGCAGCAGGCGGAGAUGUCUGAGAUCACUCUGCAGCCGCCGGCCGCGGUCAGCUUUUCUCGCAAGUCCACACCGUCCACGGGCUCCCCUUCCCAGAGCAGCCGCAGUGGGAGCCCCAGCUACCGGCCCGCCAUGGGCUUCACCACUCUGGCCACAGGCUACCCCUCCCCCCCGCCGGGCCCUGCCCCAGCGGGCCCUGGGGACAACUUGGACGUGUUUGGACAGACGCCUUCCCCUCGAAGAAUGGGGGAGGAACUGCUCCGACCAGAGCCCCCUGCAACAACGUUACCUACUUCAGGAAGACUUCCACCUGCACCCGGAAGUGCUGCUGUACCUGAGAGGCUGGAGGCUCUGAAAUACCAACGGAUAAAGAAGCCCAAAAAAUCAUCCAAGGGCUCUUCGAAGUCAAAGAAACGAUCCGACGGUUCUGCCUCCCAGGCUCAGCAGCUUCCCAGCUCCCAGGUUCUGUGGCCCGACGAAGCUGUGUGCCUCCGAAAGAAGAAGAGACACUCCCGCCCUGACCCCUUCGCCCGGCUCUCGGACCUGUGCCACCGCCAGGUCCCGGAAGACCAGACGGCGAUUCUCAACAGCGUGGACCACGAUGACCCAGGCCAUGCCACUCUGCUGUGACACGGCCUUGCUCUAAGUGUCCCCAGGGUGAGGGUGCCAGGCAGAAGGGACAGGGAGGGACAUGGUGCAGGGACUUGUCCUCCUCUGUCCACCACGGAACGGCCCUCUCUCCUGCCAGAGUGGGAGGCUCCCGCAGGCCCUGGCCAGUGGCCUCUCACUUCCAGGACAGAGGGUUGCGGGCAGACCUUCUCCUGUGGCUGGAGGUCAGGAAGUGAAUGGGGCCAGGGAGACAUCUGUCUUCAUCCCCACCUCUUCUCUCUUCAUUCGACUGAUUUUUCUCAGUCUUUGGAAGUGAAGGAGAGGAAAGCAA
This is a messenger RNA of Tupaia belangeri chinensis (Chinese tree shrew), 4756 nucleotides long. RefSeq names its product immunoglobulin superfamily member 9B (gene IGSF9B). Gene Ontology annotation, cellular component: neuron projection. The record is from RefSeq and is a predicted model, not a curated record. Bases 154 to 4446 code for a protein of 1430 amino acids. Gene Ontology annotation, molecular function: protein binding. NCBI's taxonomy places the organism in Eukaryota, Metazoa, Chordata, Mammalia, Scandentia, Tupaiidae. The transcript has 20 exons.